AUGUCUCCUAGGAAGAUGGCGGAGCCUGUGAUGGACACUUCUCACGUGUUCUGCAGCGCCAACCGGACUCGGGGAGCGGUGUGCUGGGGCGCGGGGCCCGGAUCCCUGCUGGCCCUGGCCACGUGCCGCUCCGUGGUGCUUUACGAGCCUCAGAUAGGAGUUGUGGUUGGUACUCUGAAUGGUCACACUGACAGAGUUAACUGUGUCCAGUGGGUUCACAGAAAGGAUGGCACUCCUGAGACUGAAUUGGUUUCUGGAGGUUCAGAUAAACAGUUGAUUCUUUGGGAAUUGCAAAAUAACCAGCUGAUAAAUGUCGUUCACCUCAAAGGCCACAGUGAUGCCGUUUGUGCCAUAGAUGCUGUUUACCAAAAGGGUGGACCAGGUGAAGAAUUCAGACUACUUGUAGUUUCUGCCGCAUCGGAUUCUACUGUCAGGAUCUGGUCCAAGGAUGGUUCUGACGCUAAAUGUCUUCAGACUUUGCAGUUUGGGCAAGGAUUUGUUCUGGAUGUCUCCUUGUCUUUUUUACCUGGGACUGAUGUACCAAUAUUAGCAUGUGGGGGGGAUGAUGCCAAAGUUAUCUUGUAUGUUCAACAAAGUGGUCAAUUUCAGAAAACAUUCCUGCUUGAUGGACACGAUGAUUGGAUUAGAGGGGUCGAAUGGGCAGAAUUUGAUGGAAAUCUUUUCCUAGCAAGCUGUGCUCAGGAUAGUCUGAUACGAAUCUGGAAACUGUAUGUAAAAUCAGCGUCUUCAGAUAUACGAGGUGGUGAUGUCUUGAAGCUGAAAGAGAACACAUUUACCCUGAAAAAUGAGAAUGCAGAGAAAACAUUUGCAGUUGCUCUAGAGACUGUGCUAGCUGGCCACGAAAACUGGGUGAACGCAGUGCAUUGGCAGCCUUCACAGUACAAAGAUGGUAGAAUGCAGCAGCAACUGAGAUUGCUGUCUGCUUCAAUGGACAAAACCAUGAUCCUCUGGGCUCCGGACGAGGAGUCAGGAGUGUGGCUAGAACAGGUCCGAGUAGGAGAAGUGGGCGGAAACACCUUGGGCUUUUAUGACUGUCAGUUUAGCCCAGAUGCUUCUAUGAUUCUUGCUCAUGCUUUUCAUGGAGCCCUGCACCUUUGGAAACAGAAUGCAGCCAAAUCAGGAGAAUGGACUCCAGGAGUUGUGAUUUCAGGGCAUUUCAAUAGUGUACAAGAUUUAAUGUGGGAUCCAGAAGGAGAAUUCAUCAUCACCGUGGGCACAGACCAAACAACUCGACUUUUUGCUCCAUGGAAAAGAAACGAACAGGCACAGGUGACCUGGCAUGAACUGGCAAGGCCUCAGGUUCACGGGUUUGACAUGAAGUGUUUAGCAAUGAUUGGUCGAUUUCAGUUUGUGACCGGAGCAGACGAGAAGGUGCUUCGGGUCUUUGCCGCUCCCCGGAAUUUUGUGGAGAAUUUUUGUAAAAUAACGGGUCUCUCAGUUGGAGAACAGCUAUGCAAACCAGACAUGGGCCUUCCAGAGGGUGCUACCGUACCUGCUUUGGGAUUAUCCAACAAAGCUAUUUUUCGGGAAGACAUAGCUUCUCAGUCAGCUGAUGAAGAGGACAUAUUUAUCAGUGGUUAUAAUCAAUACCGCCAGAUUAACUUUCAAACCUUCAGCCUUACUGAACCGCCGACCGAGGAUCACCUCCUGCAGAAUACUCUGUGGCCUGAAGUUCAAAAGCUAUAUGGACAUGGUUAUGAAAUGUUUUGUGUUGCCUGCAACAAUUCAAACACUGUGGUUGCUUCAGCAUGUAAGGCGACCAAGAAGGAGCAUGCGGCUAUUAUUCUCUGGAAUACUACUUCAUGGAAGCAACUCCAGAGCUUGGUUUUCCACAGCCUCACUGUUACCCAGCUGGCAUUCUCACCUGAUGAUAAAUUCUUACUAGCAGUUUCCAGAGAUAGAAACUGGUCCCUUUGGAAAAAGCUAGAUGAAACCUCGUCACAGUCAGAAUCAACAUUCAGCCUCCAUGCGUGCACAAAUAAAAAUACAGCGGGACAUAGUAGAAUAAUUUGGUCGUGUGAUUGGAGCCCUGAUAGCAAGUAUUUUUUCACUGGAAGUCGGGACAAAAAGGUCAUUGUCUGGGGGACAUGCGGUGCUGAUACUCUCUCGGGAGAUAAAGGGUCUGAAGGUCUGGACCCUUGCUCUUCAGUACUUGAUGCAGGAGAUGCCGUCACCACCUUGAGCGUCAACCGGACACGCACGUUGGAGGGAAGGGACAUCGUUGCAGUAGGGCUGGAGUGUGGGAAGAUCCUGGUGUAUACCUGGAAGGCCACUGACCAGAACUCUACACUCACCGAUUGGAUCAAAUGUUUAGAAACUAAUCAGAGCCAGAGUCACACACUUACGGUCAAAAAGCUCUGCUGGCGACGUCAAGUGGGCAAACCAGGACAGAAGGACAGCCGUGAAUAUUUGCAGUUGGCAAGUUGUGGAGCAGAUCACAUUGUGAAGAUCUUUAGUAUUAACAGAUCUGCACUGUAGUGGAAACCAGAGACUCACCUGAGCCAAGUGGAUAUUUGUUUUAGAUUUUAAGAACUUUUCUAUUCUAAAACCAAGUGUACAGAUGAAGACUAUCGUCCUGAUUUAUAAAAACCUUCUACGUCAAUCAGCAAGGUCUUCCUUUACCAUCUCGAUUUCAGGCGAAUUGAGUGUAUCUCUCUGGUAUACAGGAUCGAUAGAAGCCCGGGGGUGCCAACUCCAUGGGGACGAGGGACAGUGUGGGCAACCAUAGCUAGGGCAUAGCUAGCAUUGGAGCUAGAAAUGGACUAAAAGUGGAGCCAAGAUGUCAGCUUGCCCCAGGGCUGGGCCAGGGGCCCUUCUCAAGUCUGGUUACAGUGCCAACCGAUUUAUUCAACCCACUGUAAAACUUGAAAAGUCCAGCAGUUUGGGUUCAGUGGAUUAUGGUGGAAACCUGCCUGGUCACGUGGACAUGCGCUCAGUGUCGCUAAGCUGGGGUGGGGGGGUGGCCCUAGGCUUGGUCAUAGCGAUUUGAACAACAUUUCGGGAACCCUGGGGUUGAGUUUUCAGUAUGAUCUGUGGUGGAAUGGGAGGGCAACCCAAAUUUGGAUCAUUUGGGUCCAAGAUUUAUUUAUUGAGCGUUUACUGUGUGCAGAGCACUGUACUAAGCGCUUGGGAGAGUACAAUAGAACAACAGACAGAAACAUUCCUGCCCACAGUGAGCUCACAGUCUAGAUUCUGAAACUGAAGCAGCCCUGCUGGAAACAACAGCUUUAGCCUAUCUCUUGCCUGCUCCCUAGUUCUAAGGAGAGAAAAUAAUGGUAUUUGUUAAGCUCCCACUAUCUGCCAAGCACUUUACUGGGGUUAAUGAGG
This is a messenger RNA of Tachyglossus aculeatus (Australian echidna), 3348 nucleotides long. RefSeq names its product elongator acetyltransferase complex subunit 2 (gene ELP2). Lineage: Eukaryota; Metazoa; Chordata; Mammalia; Monotremata; Tachyglossidae. Bases 1 to 2499 code for a protein of 832 amino acids. Gene Ontology annotation, biological process: tRNA wobble uridine modification. Gene Ontology annotation, molecular function: protein binding. Gene Ontology annotation, cellular component: elongator holoenzyme complex. The record is from RefSeq and is a predicted model, not a curated record. The transcript has 22 exons.